AUGUUCUCUUCCGCGACUGCUGGCAAAUCCGUCGACAGCCUCUCCACGCUGUCGCCUGGUCCUCGCCAUGAAGUCUCUCUUCAUAGUCGACCCGGCCAAGGCCACCCUCGUUCCCCUUCAAGGCGAAACUCUGCGGCGAGCUCUAUUCAUUCGAUAGGUGGCGUUCUGGAUAGCUCAUCCAGCACCUGGGCCAACUCUGUGUACGAGUCUGGCCAAAAUGCUAUCUCAACCCUGCUACAGCCCCCUAUUGUUAGAACCGGCUUUCAACCACAUACAGCAGCACCGUCGUCGAGCUCGCACAAACCCCCCACUGCCCGUGACAUCCCACCUGUUACUCUGACCAACAUUCCCAUUAUCGAUGCGGCCGAGUUCAACCCGUAUCUUGCGCAAGUUGGAGCCUUAUAUGAGCAAUUGCGGCGCGUUAAAGAGAGCGAGGACGAAUUUGACACUACUCGCCGCAAUUCCAAACCAGACGAGCAGGCAGAUGCCGGGUCGGAGGGUCUGCUCCGGCCAAGCACGAAACCAAGUAGGCGAGGGUCGACCGCUUCAGUUACAUCGCUGGCAUCUGUCGACGCACCGAGUCCUUCGCGCAGAUCUAGCUCUGGAUUCGGUCGCAAAGCCGUACAUGGACCUGCGCCGCUAUCGACUAUUCCGACCGUGUACUUUGACCAAGACUUUCAUCUCGAGAACCCGAGGACAUUCGACGUUGUCAGCGAACGAUCCGAAGUAAUUAAGCCUCCACCAUCGAGCAAGGACAGCACCUCAACUUCCGCCGCUCCAAGAAAAGCCUUGGCAACAAAUGCAAUCCUUCAAGAAAAGCUGUCGUGGUACAUGGACACCAUUGAGGUUCAUCUGAUCAAUUCAAUAUCCACAGCAUCCACAACCUUCUUCACCGCCCUGGGGUCUUUGAAGGAACUGCACUCUGAAGCUGCAGAGUCCGUGGAAAGGAUAAAGGCCCUCAGGCAGGAACUCGAAGCACUUGAUCAGGAGAUAGCCACCAGCGGUCUGCUGAUUGCUCAAAAGCGGCGACGGCAGGAGAACCUGCGGAAAUUGAACGAUGCCGUGUAUCAAUUGCGACAUAUUGUAGACGGCGUUGGUCGCUGCGAAUCACUAGUCGAUGCUGGUGAGGUGGAUAAAGCUUUGAGAACGAUUGACUCUCUAGAGAAGCUGAUAGCUGGUGAGCGUGCCGAAGUGGAGGGGAUCGAAACAGCGGGCAUGGAGUUGCGGGAUUUGCGAGGAGCGUCAGCGUUGCAAGGUGUCCACCAGGACUUAAAUACCCUGCGCUUCAGAGUUGGAAAAGCCUACGAAUCACAAUUUGCCAGUGUCUUGCUAGCAGACUUGCGCAAACACGCCGAGUCUGUUUCCACCCCAGACGUCCUUCUGCGAUGGAACAACGCAGCAUCCAGAUCACGGGGCGGCCACACACGAUCACCUUCAGUAUUCCCUUCGUAUCUUGCGGCAACAGAAGGGCUCAAAGCACAGCUUAUACCCAACAUGAAGGGACUGCAUCGUGCCAAGUACGUUGUAACUGCCGCGAUGGCAUACCGAGACGCAGUCCUCCGAGAAAUCCGUAACCUGAUUCGACGCCCUCUUCCGAGUUCCAGCGAUGACGAUAACGAGUCCAUGCUGUCUGUGUCGACAGCCAGCGGAAGCAGGCAUUUGUCUAGCCAGGAGAAAUCUGCCAACUUGGCAAGAAACCUACGAGCCCUAGACGCGGAAGAUGCAGAAGAUCUGCUAGUCAAAAUUUAUGUUGGUGUGACAGAGACGUUGAGACGCUUGACCACGCAAGUCAAAGUGCUUCUGGAUAUUGCGAGCAACCUCUCAGACGAGUCUAACGCAGAUGGUGUCAAAUCACCGCCGGUCAAGUCGCCAGUUACCAGUCCCCGCCCGGACCGGCACAUCUCCAACCCAAUGGCCGCAGUCGAUAUCGAGCUGCAGGAGGAACUUCACAAGAGUCUGGAUAUCAAUAGUCUCCUAACACAAGCCGUCGAUAUCGCCAACGACAAAAUUGUCAAGAUUCUCAAGGUCAGAGCAGAACAGGCCACUCAUUUGCCAUUGGACUUGUUCCUCCGAUAUUUCACUCUUAAUUUGUACUUUGCAAACGAAUGCGAGGCCAUCUCGGGACGGAGUGGUACUUCUCUCAAGACAGUGGUCAACGGACAUAUCAAAGAGUUUGUUCAACGGAACCGUGAUACCGAGAUGCAGAAGCUUGCCCAAGGCAUGGAGUCAGAUCAAUGGAACGCAAAAGAUUUCACAGAGACCAAUACAAAGCUCCUGGAUCUGAUACUGGACUCCAGUACGCAGGAUGCCUCAGUGUGGACAGAGAACAACAAGAUUUGGAUUCCGUAUCGCGAGCUGGAGAAGCCUGAUGCAAUAACUGAGCCCCCCGAGACCAACGGCACAAGUAAAGAAAAGACCCGGUCUGCGGUUAUUGAGUUAGAAAAGUUCAUUUUACCCAAUUCGGCAAUAUUAUGUCUGGAUGGCAUGGGCAACUUUUUGCAUUUGAUUGCGGGAAUACCAUCAAUGACAACAGAUGUAGCAUCUUCAUUGAUUGCGUAUCUCCAACUUUUUAACUCUCGAUGCACACAGUUAAUCCUGGGUGCUGGUGCGACUCGUUCCGCGGGACUUAAAAAUAUCACCACAAAGCACCUCGCUCUCGCGUCACAGGCAUUGUCGUUUACGGCUACUCUGGUUCCUCACAUACGCGAGUUCGUCCGAAGCCACGCCGGUUCAGGGGCUGGAGUGUCGAACCUCAUGGGAGAAUUUGACAAAGUACGUAGACUCUUACAGGAACAUCAAAGCAGCAUUCACCAAAAGCUGGUCGAUAUUAUGAGUGGUCGUGCAGCUAUCCAUGCCAAGAGCAUCAGGGCUAUUGACUGGGACACCGCAAAGCAAGGAGUGGUCCAGCCGUAUAUGGAAAUUCUUGUCAAAGAAACAACUACGCUACAUCGUGUUCUUACCAAGCAUCUUCCCGAAACAUCGAUUCAGGUGAUUAUGGGACCCGUCUUUGCCAGCUACAAGGACCAGCUAGGAGCUCCUCUAAAAGAGGCCAAUCCCAGGACAGAAGCUGGACACCAGAGUAUGGUGCGAGAUGUAGAUUUCUUUUCAUCACGACUAGGCAAGAUCAAUGGAUUUGGAGAUGCCGGAGACUUUCUUGGCGACAUUGUCAAGUCGAAGGAGGUGAAACCCAAGACGCCAGAGCCAACAGAGAGCACGGAAGAGCCCAAUGGCAACGACCAGACAGAAGACGACAAGAAGACCAGUGAGGCCACGCCAACAGAAGAAGCGGAGGAGACUGAGGGAGCAAAGGAACAAGACGGAGAUGAGGGGCCAUCCAAGGAAGGUGAUGCCAAGUCACCAGAAGUUUGA
Messenger RNA from Pochonia chlamydosporia 170, 3369 nucleotides. Its product is annotated as GARP complex component. The record is from RefSeq and is a predicted model, not a curated record. Bases 1 to 3369 code for a protein of 1122 amino acids. The transcript has 4 exons. Gene Ontology annotation, molecular function: syntaxin binding. Gene Ontology annotation, cellular component: GARP complex. Gene Ontology annotation, biological process: Golgi to vacuole transport; retrograde transport, endosome to Golgi. Lineage: Eukaryota; Fungi; Ascomycota; Sordariomycetes; Hypocreales; Clavicipitaceae.